AUGGGCACUCGUAGAGGACACCAGUCCGGCGGUAAUGCUGAGCUCGACGCCUUGCUGGCUAAGCCUGAGAACCGAUUCUGUGCGGAUUGUGGUGCCAAGAGCCCUCGAUGGGCGAGUGUUAACCUUGGCGUGUUUAUAUGCAUUGACUGUAGUGGUAUACACAGGAAUCUCGGCGUACAUAUAUCUAUGGUUAGAAGUGUUACACUCGAUAAGUGGCAAACAAAAUGGAUUCACGUUGUUGCUAAUGUUGGCAAUAGAAUCGCCAACAAUUACUACGAGCACAACCUUCCUAAGGAUUUCAAGAGGCCUACAGUGCAAGAUGGUGUAGCAGCAGUAGAGAGGUUCAUCAGAGCGAAGUACGAACGGCUAGAGUACGUACCCAAGGGGAAUCCUCCACCACCAUGUGAACUUGUGUUACAAGGUAGAGAUGCAGACGUAUAUAAUACAACAUCAUCUAAGCAUGGACCCAAGGCGGAUAGAGCUGAGCAAGUUCCCAAACCAUCACGGUCUUCACAGAAAAAGGAACAACAUAAGAAACACAAAGAGCCCGAAAGCACGGAGUCCAGUACGGUGGGUAUGGAAGACCUUCUGGACCUCACAGAUUUCCCUGUUACUUCCUCUGGGAAUAGUUUUAAUAAUCCCAAAAGUGGAUGUCUAAUCGAUGAUAAUUUUGGGGAUUUUGGCGAUCUUAUGAGUGGAGAUUUGAAUCCAACUAAGAAGGAGGUAAAGACGAAGACGAGUAUGUUGUUUGGUGACGGGCUGGAUGAUGAUCUCUUUGAUCCCUUUGCGAAGCCGACUCAGCAGAGCUCGGCUAGUUCGAUGAAGACAGUCAGCCAAUUGGCGCAUAAGAACGAGUUCAACAUAUCCAGCUUGUAUUACCAAACCCCAACUCCGUCCUCCUCAACGUCGUCAUCAUAUAAAGUGAACUCUG
Messenger RNA from Perkinsus marinus ATCC 50983, 931 nucleotides. RefSeq names its product homeobox-containing protein, putative. NCBI's taxonomy places the organism in Eukaryota, Perkinsozoa, Perkinsida, Perkinsidae. The transcript has 8 exons. The record is from RefSeq and is a predicted model, not a curated record. The annotation marks the transcript as partial. Gene Ontology annotation, molecular function: GTPase activator activity.